This is a messenger RNA of Anolis sagrei ordinatus, 650 nucleotides long. It is a transcript of the gene COXFA4, whose product is annotated as NDUFA4 mitochondrial complex associated. The record is from RefSeq and is a predicted model, not a curated record. NCBI's taxonomy places the organism in Eukaryota, Metazoa, Chordata, Lepidosauria, Squamata, Anolidae.
UGGCCUGCGGGGCGUGACUUUGGGCCUGUGCGCAUGCGCACAAAAGGAAACGCCGCGGAGAAAGGCGACAGAAGGAGACGGAGAAGGUUAUUCGCGUGGAGCUGCGUGUUUGUCGUGUGUCGCCACCAUGUUCCGCCUCAUGGCCAGCCAGGCUAGGAAGCACCCCAGCUUGAUUCCUCUCUUCAUCUUCAUUGGCGCUGGAGGGACCGGGGCUGCCCUCUACAUCAUGCGCCUCGCUCUCCGAAACCCCGACGUCUGCUGGGACAGAAAGAAUAACCCCGAGCCUUGGAACAAGCUGGGCCCCAAUGACCAGUACAAGUUCUACGCUGUGACCACCGACUACAGCAAGCUGAAGAAGGAAGGCCCGGACUACUAAAGCGGGCGCCGUCGCCUUGCGUGUCCUCCCUUCCCUCCACAACAAGCUGCACACAAGAAAACCCCGAAGAAAAGGUGGUCCAUCUCGAGGUCUUCCAGAAGCCAUCCGCACAAGGCAUCUCCGCUUCUCCUCUUCCUCCGUCGUCCAGGAAAACGCCCAUUUCCUCUCGCACGUUGCACUUCAAUCAUGUUUUCAAAAGGUUAAGUAGAUAGCCGGGGAGGGGAAAUAAAGGAGCUUGUUGGGACUUAAUUAAAACCAGUGUUUGAAAACUUAA